Messenger RNA from Brenthis ino (lesser marbled fritillary), 5130 nucleotides. The record is from the annotation of a GenBank genome assembly. Lineage: Eukaryota; Metazoa; Arthropoda; Insecta; Lepidoptera; Nymphalidae.
AUGGCUUAUGUUGAACCCAUGGAUGUUGAUAUAAUUGGGAGUGAUUUUGAUGACAAGGAGAACUCUUUACAAAAUAGUAAUGUGUUGCCAAGGACACCCUGCACCGAAAAGGGAUAUGAAGAGCUAGAUGUUUCAGAGCUUAAUAUGAAAUUAAGAUAUUCAAUCACACCAGCAUCAUCUCCUAUGUCUAGAAGUUAUACAGCAAAUUAUAAAGAUAACAGAAUUCUGAACCAAGAAGAUAAUCUAAAUACAACAAUUGUUAAUGAAAAUUGUAAUUUAACCCGCUCUCUCAAUUCUACAUUAACAAAAUGUGAAAUUGUUACAAAAUCACAUAAACUUCCUUUACAAGCUUUAUCAAAUGAUCAAUUUCAUGAUAAUACCAUAAGUUCUUCGAUAAGAAGAUCUUUUGAUGCUGAUAUUAAUAAUUGUACAAUAACAGUUAGCGAGCCUGAUAAUGUUGAUGAAAACUUGUCAUUGCCAAGCACUUCAUCAUCUUGUGUGCAGACACCUGAAGCAACUACACCAACAAAAGAUAUCCCAAAAGAUGAUGGAGGAUCUCCUAUUAUGAGGGGUCUUAAAAGUGUGUUGAACAUGUUUCGUUCAUCUCAAAGUCCAAUACCACCUGAAGAAAUUAACAGUAAGGAUCUUAGUUCUGUAGAACCCCUUGACAAAGAGGCUUCAUUGCCACCGACAACACUAGCAUCUACACCUAUCAAUGUUAAUAAAAAUAAAGAAAAUAAUUCUUCAAAAAGAAAUAGUCCACUAAAGGAUAGUGUAACUUUUAAUGAUGAUUUGGAAAGAGAAUUGCAAUGGAAGGAUGAGACAACAAUAAUCUUUAAACAAGAAAAAAUUCCAAUUCAUAAACUUUUUUUCCAACUACCAAAAUCAGCUGUUGAACAAACAGUUGUGGCAAAAGUAAAUGAGAAUUUCAAUACAACUGUAGAUUAUAUGGAUAUAUCAAAUAGUGAAUCUUUUGUCGUUGAUAAAACUGUGACGGAUAUUGAAAGUAAACCUGCCUCUCAAAUUGGGGAACCAUUCAGUGGUGUUGAAUCUGACAAUGAGUUUGUGGAUUGUGAAACAACUUACACUAAGAAUGAAGAACAAUCAACGCCAGGAUUGAGUGUGUCAAUUCCACUUAAUACAGAAAACAAUGAAAAGCAAGAUGUAUCUACCAAAAAGGUUGCAGAUUACGUUGAUAAAGAAAAUGAGGCUGUAAUUGAUAACUUAAAAAAAUCUACAAACAUAACUCUUGAGGAGAGUGAUAUUGAAACAAAAAUGAAAGUUGUGAAUAUUGUAAAAGAAGCUAUAAUUUCAAAUGUAAUAAGUGAAGAUAAUGUGAUUUCAGCUGCUACAUCAAAUGUAAAUAAUUGUAGUAUCAGUGACAGUGAUGAAGAUCAUGUUACGUCAGUUACACCAGUAUUGGAUGAGUUUAAAUUAAAUGUGAUAGAAAAUGACUGUACACAAUCAAAUAAAGAUGAUAUACAUUGUUUAGACUAUAAAAAUGACCCAAAUGCAGAAGUAAACAAAAAUGGCUUGGAAUUGGCUCAAGAAAAUCUGCCAAAACCAUAUGUCAAUGACAAAAAUGUUAAAUCAGAAAUUGAAGAAUACAUAAAUGAUGUAACAGCACCUUUAAAUAUAAUAACAGAUUGUCAAGAAUAUGUAACAGAAAAUAAUAGUUUUGUUGUUGAUGAUGAUAUACAGGAAACUGAUACUGAUAAAAAUUCCACACAACAUUUAGGAUUAUUAAAAGAAUGUGACAUAGAAGAUAGUGUAAAUAGAAUAAAAACAAAUCAUGACCUUGAUAAUGUAAAACAUGAAAAUAUAAAAAAUUUAAAUAAUAAUUUAAAUAUAACAGGUAAUACAACAAAUGCAAAUAAUGAGAAUAUUACAUUAGAUCCCAGUGGUGAUAGACAAGAUUUAACAUACUUUGAAGAAAAUAACUUAGUAGAUGUUAACAACAUUAAAACUGAAAAGAUAUUUGAAAUGAAUAUACAAGAAUCUAUGAAUGAAGAGUCAAAUAUGACUACCAAAAGUCAACAAAAUAUUGAUCAUAACCAUUCUAUUGGUUCCGAUCUGCAAAAACUUGAGCGCGUAGAUUUAAAACAUAACACUUAUCAUAAUACUAAAAUUGGCACUGACAUUCAUAAUGUAGAUAAGAUUAAUACUAAUAGCAACACACUAGAAAAUAAACUUGAAAAUGUUGUGGAUACAGCAGAAUUAAAAGAGUUAUUAAUGAACGAAAUAUGUGAUGUACCCUCUGACAUUCCUCUGCCACUUGAUGAUGAUAUAGAAAAAAGUGAUUCAAAAGAUGCCUUGGGAGCACAAGAUGAAAAUAUUGUCUUAGUACCAGAUGAUAGUGAUGUUGUUACUGAUAUAUUAGCAGAAAAUUCUAUUGUAGCUCCAGUAGUAAUUCAGACAAUUGAUCAUAUUUUGUCAGGCUUGCCAGUAAGUUCAACUGAUAUAGACGAAGUUACAGCGCCCAAACCAAUAUUUAGCCCACAUAAUGAAAUCAUUAAUGAAAUUCAGAUGACACAAGGUUGUAUCAAUUUGGAUAAAAGUCCAGCAAAUAUAGCCAGAGAUAAUAUUGAAGUCAGUGCUUCUAAGAAGAGUAAAAUUAACUCUGAAAGUUUUAAUUCCAUACCAAAUACAGACACUUGUAACAUAGAUAUACUAAUGAAUAUAGAUGCUUGUACUAAUAACAGCCAAUCUGUAUUUGAUGAUAAGUUAGAAAAGUCGUCAGAUAUUCAGGAGGAAAAAAUAAUUUGCCAUCCUGUGGACACAACAAACAAAACCGUAGUUGCAGAUGACGAAAUUAUUAUAUCUUCAAAUGAUAAUUUACAUGAUUCCAUUGAAAACCUAAAUAAUCAACAAGAUGUUAUUGAAUUAGAGAUUAUUGAAAACCCAUUUGAAACAAAAACUAAAUUAGACGAAUCUCCAUCAAUUUCUCCAAAGCUGGGACGAAAAGGGUAUAAUAUAAAUUUCGAUGAUAUAGAUGAUCCUUUUGCUACAAAAACUAAUAUAAGAACGUCGCCGCCUCCUCCUACUUCACCGUCUCCUCCUACUUCACCAUCUCCUCUUACGGUACCUUGCACUGAAACUCCGAAAGUAACUCCAAGGGACACUCAGAAGAAAAUUGAACAAAAGCGAGUGCAAUUACGAAAUCGACGAAAGUCACAACCUGAACGAAAGAACCAAAACCUUAUAAGGAAACCCUUUAACAACUCUUUUGAAACUGGGUUAAAGCAACAUAAAGAUGAACAAACUAUAAACAUCGAUAAACCAAGUGUUUUUGACAACGAAAUAGAAAUUAAAAAGCAAAACGUAUCAUUAAACAAGAGUAUUACUGAUGAAAUUGUAGAGUCAAAGGUUAGUGACGAUUUAAGUAUGGAAAUUUCUGCUUCAGUAGUAAAAGAAGGCCCUAGUGAGGUACUUGUAGAAUCAAAUAACGAAGUUGACUUAAGUAAUAUUGCUAAAGUCACAUCAGAAAAAGCAGAUGUAGAAUUAGAUAAAGAGUUACAUGUAUUUUCAAAAUGUGAUACUGCACCCAGAAAUGUUUUUAAUUUACCCGAAAUCGAUGAUGUACACUUCAAUCCUUUUGCUACCAAAUCGAAAAUUCGUCAAUCUCCGCCGUCAACCCCUUGCUCUCCAAAAAUGAUUAAUGAUAAAAUUGGGAGUGAAGUGCAAUCAGUAAAUGACAUCACAAUUAACAUUGAAAAUACUAAUCAAGAACAUAAACAUUUAUCACCCAAUGUAUGUAGCACAUCUUGUUCUUUGAAAAAUACUGAUGAUAAAGCAAACACAAUUCGAGAGGUUCAAACUGAAGAUGAAGAUACAAUUGAGGGGCCAUUUUUCGAAGCAGAUGAAUUGAAUGAAAUUGAUAAAAUUUCAGAUUUUCAAUCUAAUAAAGAUAUGGAGCCGUUAGAAGAUUUUCCUGCGGAAUCGGAAAAUGAUAAAAAAGAGGAACUAUUUAUUGAUGCUGAAGCAUUCGAAUUCCUUCUUAAUCAAAAUAAAACUAAUGUCGUAGCAGAUAGUGGCAAAGAAAGUCUAUUUCUUAAAUUUGAUCCACUUUUUGCUAAGCGUAUUUCCUCAGAUGGCGUUCUUUCUGCCCUUAGUAGGAUCCAAAAGAGACAAAGCACUCCGAAAAAACUUACAGCGGCAGAUAAGAUUAAUGAAACUAUUGAUACAACAUCUGCGAGUACAUCAACUAAAAAUGUAAUUGAGGAAAGUGUUGAUGAACCUACUUUUAUGGCACCAAAACCUAUGAUGGUUGUGAACCCGGCAGUUAAUUCUCUUGUAUCGCCAAGGAAGUCCACUACACCCCCUAGAAUAAAUAGGCGGUCUCUGACUUUCACUUCACCAGCUAUGGCUGUAAUUGAUAGACUGCUCUCCUUGAGCGGUAAUACGUCUCUAUUGGACCACGACGACACUGACAUCGAUCACACUCAACUAAGAGAACUUUUAGCCGAAAAAGAAAUACACGUUCUUAAUUUAAUAACAGAAACCAAAGAAUUAAAAGAAAGAUUAGCUUCAAUGGAAUCACAAGUAAGAAGUUUAGAAAAAGAAAGUGAAGAAAGACUUAAGAAAGUUAAUGAAUUAAAUAAUCGACUAGCUGAGAAAACUAAAAUGAACAAAAGUAUGUCAGUUGUGGUUGAGGAAUAUGAAAGGACGAUUGCUAGUUUAAUAGCUGAAAUGGAUCAAGAGAAAAGGCGCAAUGCCGAAGAUAGAACGAGAUUAAUUAGUGAGAGAGAUGAACAAACUGCUCAUCUCUCUAGUAUGGAGGUGUCAUUUAGCGAUUUGCACAGUAAAUACGAGAAAAGUAAGCAAAUUAUACUAAGCAUGAAAGCAAAUGAGGACACUUAUAAGAAAUCGCUUAAAGAAUUUGAAGAUAACAUAAUAAAAAUUCAGAAAAAUUACGAGCUGAUAAAACAGCACGCGACUUCGAAACUGAACCACGCUAACCAGGAGUUGGAGAAGAUUAACAGAUCGCACGAAGCCGAGGUCCUGAAGUUAAACGCUAUGUUAAAGCGCAAAGAAUUGCAUAUAACGUCCCUGGAAGAAUCGCUCACACAAAAGACCAAGGCCAAUGAGGAAUUGACGGCUAUUUGCGAUGAGCUCAUCAAUAAAGUCGGU